GAUUUUUCCUCUCUAUAAAAGUGGGAGUUUCAUAAAAAUAAAACACCGGAGUAGAGAGGGAGAGAGAAAAUGGAUUUUGUCAAUCGCUUUCUUUCCUUUCUGUAAAAAAAUAUUCCUUAUUCGGUGCGGACUGUGGUGCAACAAGUUGCAGGGCAAGAAAAUAGAAACCCAAAUCUUUACCCGAAAAAAUAAGCAGUAGAAAGAAAACCCAGAAACAACAAAGAAAAUAGAAAACCCCAAAAAUAAUAAAUAUUGCAAGAAGAAUAUAUUAAAACAUUAAUGUAAUACACCUUCAAACGUCAAAACCCUCCACUCUUUGAUUUUCCGUACAUCUCUUUCUUCAGUUUUCAGUACUUCACUUUGCGUAGAGCUCCCUUCAGUCUCAUAUUUUUGUAUAUUCACAUGUAAAAAGAUUCGAUUUUUGUAAAUUCUCUCAGUCUUUCUCACUUAUCCAAUCUCUCUGUUUUUCGUUUUCAAUAUAUUAUAUAUUCUAUCUGGGUUUUCGAUAUUUCGUCGAGGGACACCGAAAUUGGCGGGAACCAACGGCCAAAUUCCGUGAUUCUGAGAACUGGGUUUGGGUCAGAUUCGGUGCUGGAAUUCAGAACUUUGUUAAUUUUCAAAUUUCAAGAAUUGUUUAUGGCUAAUCCAUCUGGGAACCACCAAGAACCGAGCCACGCCUCGUCGUCGUUCAACGGCACCAACCCAAGUAACGGAAACUCUGCGCCGGUGUCGGCACCGGAGAGUUCCGGUGCCGCCAUGGCCAUGAAACACAACCCGGGUAUUUCUAUGGAUUGGAGCGCAGAGGAGCAGGCAAUUCUUGACGACGGGCUCGCCAAAUAUUCAACAGAAUCAAACAUAAUCCGGUAUGCAAAGAUAGCUAUGCAGCUGCAGAAUAAGACUGUCCGAGAUGUGGCGUUGCGUUGCAGAUGGAUGACUAAAAAGGAAAACAGCAAGAGAAGGAAGGAAGAACAUAACUUAACAAGGAAAAGCAAAGAUAAAAAGGAGAGAGUAAUUGACACUUCAGCAAAGCCAUCUCACUUUGCUGGCCGGCCCAAUGUUGCUCCCUAUGCUCCCCCAAUGGUUACUAUGGACAAUGAUGAUGGCAUCUCAUACAAAGCCAUUGGUGGUAUUACAGGAGAGCUUCUGGAGCAAAAUGCACAAGCCCUGAAUCAAAUUUCUGCGAACCUUGCAGCUUUCCAGAUACAGGAGAACAUCAACCUCUUCUGCCAAACUCGAGAUAAUAUCCUCAAAAUUAUGAAUGACUUGAAUGACAUGCCAGACGUAAUGAAGCAGAUGCCACCGCUUCCAGUGAAAGUGAAUGAGGAGCUAGCAACCCAUGUGGGCAUCCCACCCCAUCAGAUGCAAUCAUGAUCUGCCUUCCGUAUUUUGGUCUUCGUUUUCAAAUGGGCUUCUUCCGAUCGGUACUCAAACCAACAUCCAGCCUCCCAAUGCGGCUGGAAUUUCUCAAACCAAAUCCUGACCUCCAGACAACAAAAUUGGAGUUGACCCACCUUUCUCAUCUCAAAAACUGCAGGGGAUCUAAUUGUUUAUGCAGAUGUCAGUUUUUCUUUUACCCUUAUGUUUUAGUAUUUCAUGCUUGGUUUAAUUUUUUCCUUUGCAUAGCUAGGCUAAGGCAUGGCUUAGCUGUCCUGUUGAAAGUAGGAAAUAAAAUUCUCUGUUAUUUUUUAUAUGUAUUGGGGAAUGAAAGAGUAAUCAUAAUUGCUUGAUUUCAUGUA
Molecule: messenger RNA, 1736 nt
Organism: Prunus avium (sweet cherry)
Lineage: Eukaryota; Viridiplantae; Streptophyta; Magnoliopsida; Rosales; Rosaceae
Source: RefSeq, a predicted model, not a curated record